AUGGAAAUGUCAGGAAUUGCUCCCGAUGUUUGUACUCUAAGUGUUCUGACUAAUUGCUUCUGCCAUUUGAGCCGGGUGGAUUUUGGCUUCCCUAUCUUAGCAAGAAUUUUGAAACUAGGUUUCCAACCGGAUUCUAUAGUUCUUAAUACUAUUGUCAAGGGGCUCUGUCUUCAAGGUAGAAUUGCUGAAGCUGUGAAGUAUGCUAACAAAAUGGAGAAGAUAGGCUAUAAACCUGUUACAAUUACUUAUGGAACAAUCAUAAACGGUAUGUGUAAAAUAGGUGAGACCGAGGUGGCUAUUGGGUUGCUUCGGAAGAUUGAAGAACGAAAGCUUGAACUUAAUGUAGUCCUAAUGGAUGAAGCUGUCAAAGCAUUUAAUACGAUGGUUGGGAAGGGUUGUUCGCCUUUUAUUUUUACCUAUAACAUAUUGAUCCAUGGAUAUUGUAAAAAGAGAAGAAUUGACGAGGCAAUGAGUCUCUUCCGUGAAAUUACUAACAAUAGUAUGAUUCCCGAUGUUGUCACUUAUAGCACUCUUAUGGGUGGGUUUUGCCGAGUUGGGAGACCUAAGAAUGCAUUAGAGCUACUCCAUGAGAUGCAAGGUUGUGGCCAACAUCCUGAUUGGCGAACUUAUGCUAUUUUGUUAGAUGGCUUGUGCAAGAAUCUACACUUUCAAGAAACAAUGACAUUGUUUCAUGAGAUGGAAGACAAAAAGUUAGACCUUAAUAUUGUGAUUUAUAACAUCUUAAUUCAUGGUAUGUGUAAUGCUGGGAAACUAACGACCGCAAGAGAACUCUUCAAUACUCUUCCUACCAAAGAUUUGCAAGCUGAUGUUUGGACUUACAAUAUAAUGAUCAGAGGGCUUUGCAAAGAGGAAUUACUAAAGGAAGCGAGGAUGCUAUUUGAGCAAAUGGAGGAAAAUGGUUGUUCACCUGACCAUUUCACAUAUGACACAAUCAUCCAAGGCUUCUUGCAACAUAACGAGACAUCAUGGGUAGUGAAAUACCUCCAAAGGAUGGUUAACUACGGUUUCUUAGCAAAUGCGGCCACUGUAACCAUUUUAAUUGACCUUUUGUCCACUAAACAGGCAGAUAAAACAUUACAAGAAUUCUUUCAAAAGUCUGUGUGA
Messenger RNA from Alnus glutinosa, 1125 nucleotides. RefSeq names its product pentatricopeptide repeat-containing protein At1g12300, mitochondrial-like. The record is from RefSeq and is a predicted model, not a curated record. Gene Ontology annotation, molecular function: protein binding. NCBI's taxonomy places the organism in Eukaryota, Viridiplantae, Streptophyta, Magnoliopsida, Fagales, Betulaceae. Bases 1 to 1125 code for a protein of 374 amino acids. The transcript is spliced from 2 exons.